Drosophila yakuba is the source of this 2571-nucleotide messenger RNA. RefSeq names its product pickpocket protein 11. Gene Ontology annotation, cellular component: membrane. Gene Ontology annotation, biological process: sodium ion transmembrane transport. The transcript has 3 exons. Bases 958 to 2571 code for a protein of 537 amino acids. NCBI's taxonomy places the organism in Eukaryota, Metazoa, Arthropoda, Insecta, Diptera, Drosophilidae. The record is from RefSeq and is a predicted model, not a curated record. Gene Ontology annotation, molecular function: ligand-gated sodium channel activity.
UAGUUCAAACAAUGUAAGCUAUUACUAAACUUAAUAUUUAUAUACAUUCAUAUACUUCCGAUUUUCCUAAUAUCCGUUUUGAUAAAGGUUUCAUUGACUUAAGCCCACCUGUAGUAGCCCCUUAUCUUCAUAAUACUAACCGCGUACUUUCUGAACUUUCGACGACUCCUCAUUACUGAUUACAAAUCACAAUCCUCAAAUCUGAAUGGGCUUAUCGCCAUUUGAGAUAGCUUUCAAUCUGACACAUUAAUGGCUUCAAUACUUGUGGGCAUUACCAUUACGAAUCGUGGAAAUCGAAAUCUCACAGAUUGCCAAUCAGCUGGCAAAAGUACGACUAUAGAAUUGGGAAAAACCUCAAACUUGAUACAUAUUGGGAACCCAAACGAAGGCAAGUGUUCCAUUUCAAAAUCGGAGCCACAAUGACACUUGAAAUUCGCCCAGGUGACACGAGCAGAAUAUUUGAGCACCGUAAUUGUGGGCGGUGGGUGGGUAAAUAAUAAUACGCUCAUUAGCAAGCUAAUGCAAACUGAAAAACAAUAACAAUAAUGGGGAGGAGCGAGUAGGAAGUUCACAUAAUAAUAUAUUUGCCGCAAACAAUUUCCUAUUCAAAUUUGCCGAGCUUAUCGGCUGUGUAGUUCAGUAGCAAGUUGCGCAUAGGCAAAUAAAUAUGUGGAUAAUUGUUUUCUCAGUUGGGGGUGUGAAGGUAACCGAACAAUUGAUAUUGAUACAUUGCCUCGAUUACGUCUAAAUACACACGGAUAACGAGGUUAAAGGCCUCCGCCCACUUUCAAUGACCUUUGCUAAUUGAAUUGAUUGGGUAGAAAACAGAUUAAAGGCGUGAAACGAAGCGACAAGAAGAUGUAACCCAGACAGCUAAUGACUUCUAACUUUGAUAUAAAUAAUGUGUACCUCAGCUAAAUAAACUAGUUCAACAUAAAGUCACAAUUUCAAGAAGUCAUGUCCGAUGUUCCAGUGGAAGAUUCACCAACUCGCUUUUAUCUAGUUAACUUUGAGGAUUACCUGAGGCCCAAACUACCAAACAAAUGCCAACCUCUCCAGCGUUUUGAGCAGCCAAAUGGAAGAACCACCAAUCUAUACAGAAACCUAAAACGACUAAAGGUACUCAGGUGGUAUAAUAGUGCGUCGAAACGAUUUGAACAGCUUCCACUGCCCAAAUUCCUUGGAUUCCUGCGAGCACGCAAUGAUGAUGGGCUAUGUAAGCGGAAGACAGGAUUCGAGAUCUACUGCGAGAUGGCCAGCAUACAUGGCUUUCACAUUUUUGUGGGCGCAAAAACUUGGCAGAGGAUCCUCUGGUGGCUCCUUAUUUGUAAUGCGGUGCUGCUCUCAUUUAUCCUAGUGAUCAUGUCGCUUUCCAUGUCGAAGGAAACUCCUACAAUUCGCUUCAUAGACAGCAAGAUGAAACCCACGGCGGAAGUGCCUUUUCCUGCAGUCACCAUUUGCGGAUUAAACACCAUUUCUAUGAAGGGGUUACAGAAUUGGGAAUUAGUAGAAAAAGUAACCAAAGGAAAUGCCAGUUGGUUAGAACUACUGGAGGAUUCGGCACUACCUAUCUGUCCACAAAUAAGAAUCUGUGAGUGGGACAAUCGAAUGGUCAACUGCCUGGAUAAACUGCAGCCCAUUUGGACUCUGGACCAACGACUGUGCUGCACUUUUAAUUACAAUCAGCAGCUCUUCAGCUCCCAUUUGGGAGUUUGUUUUGUUCUAAAAUCCAAUGAUACUGACCUCCAAAGUUCGAAAUCAGCUGGCUUUGAGGUCCUUAUACACGAAGCCCACGAAAUGCCCAAUGGAGCCACACCAAGGAUAUUAGUGCCACGCGGAUCAGAGGCUCACAUAAUGCUGAGACCAUAUGUCAAUCGAUUCACCACAAAUAUGGAGGGUUUAUCUCCGCAGAAAAGAGAUUGCUACUUUCCAACAGAGCGUCGUCUAGUGCCCUCUGAUAUAUCUUCUGCAUAUAACCAAGUAAACUGUCUGGCUCAAUGUCGCAGCGAAAAUAUGUUUAAAGCCUGUGGUUGUGCGCCUCCAAAAUCACCACUUGAAAAAAGCUGGCCAAUUUGCGAACUAAAGCAAAUGCAGUGUGUAAUAGAUUUUGGUAGGAACACAAAAUAUUUACGGAACUAUAACGAUAUCUCGGUGUUUACAGAUCAUGAUGAGAUCAUCGGGGGAGAACAAAAGAAUUGCGAUUGCCUUCCGCCAUGUGAAUUCAAUCGCUAUGAAUUCCAGAGUGAUAUACGAUUUAUAAAGGGAAUGAUUAAUACCAGUAUUGUUAGCACAAGCAAUCAAGAGGUCCGUCUCCGUGUCUACUACGACUCGGCCAUUGCGGAGGAGCUGCUCCUGGACGUGUACGAAAACUGGCUGACAUUCAUAGGAACCUUUGGCGGCAUAACCGGCCUAUUUAUGGGCUGCAGUUUCGUUUCGGUCUUCGAGCUGAUUUUCUUUUCGUGUGUGCGACCCACAUGCAACUGGCUGACCAGGCAACAGAUACUGUGGCGACGUCGAAGGAUUCAGAGGGUGGGAAACACGGAGGCGAGGUCAUUAGGCCCGGCUAAUUAG